UCCCCUAAAUGGGCCACGAGGGUGGAUUAUUGCCAUGGCUCAUCUGCAUUCUCCCUCCUCCCGGUCCUCCCCCGCUCCUCCCCGCUCCGGUCCGCAGCGCAGCGCUGCCGGGGCUGCCCCAGCGCCGGGGAGCCGGGACCCGCGGCUGCCCAAGGAGAUGCCGCUGGAGGAUGGGGACCCGGUGAGGCCGAGGGGACAGAAGGUCAACGGUGAGGUCAGCGGUGUCCCCCGGCUCAGGGGGAUGGGGGAUCCUUCGCUCCGGGGUGCGACAGCGCCUGGUGGCAGCAGGACGGACACGAUGGCAGAGGAGCCGGGGCCAGCGCUGGGUGACGGGGACGUGACCCCCCGAGGAGCCUCACAGCGAGCAGGGCAGCCCGAGGAAGCCUUGAUGAGCGAGCUUUCGGAGCUGGUGCAGAAGGUGGUGAAGAGCAGCAGCUGGUGGGAGCGGCACGGUGUGGACAUCAGCAUCCUUGCCUGCAGCUUCCUCCUGCUCCCAGCAGGGUUCCUGUGCCUGCGGUCGGCCCAGACCGUCCCUUUCCUGGCGGGUGUCCUCAUCCUUGGUGUGGUGCAUCAUACCCUGACUGUCAAGGGCAGCCACCUGGCCAGCCACAAUGCCUUGACUGAGUCCAAGUCCUGGGGCAAAGUGUGGGCUAUCUUCUUCAUUGAGCUCUGCUCAGCUUUCACAGUUGAGCAGGCCACCUACAACCAUGUGAAGAUCCACCAUGGCUACACCAAUGUCAUCGGCCUGGGGGACUCCAGCACGUGGAAAAUUCCUUUCCUGAACCGCUACGUUUACAUGUUCAUCGCGCCUCUCGCAGUGCCCAUCCUGACCCCUCUGGUUGCUCUUGGUUUAUUGAGGAAUGUGGAGUGGAAAGCAGCUCUCCGGACCCUGUGCUGCAUGUUUCUGGGGUUUUACUGCCAUUACUGGCUCCUGCUCCACGUCUCGGGCUUCCAGUCACCGUGGUCUGCCCUGCUCUGCAUGCUGCUCACCCGCUCCCUCCUGGCCCAUCCCUACAUCCAUGUCAACAUAUUCCAGCACAUUGGCCUCCCCAUGUUCGCGUCUGACCGCAAACCCAAGCGGAUCCACCUGAUGAGCCUGGGUGUCCUCAACCUGCCCCACAACGCCCUCCUCGACUGGUCCUUCGGCCACUCGCUCAUCAGCUGCCAUGUGGAGCACCACCUCUUCCCCAGCCUCUCUGACAACAUGUGCCUGAAGAUCAAACCCGUUGUCUCCCAAUACCUGAAGCAGAAGAAGCUGCCCUACAAUGAGGACACCUACAGCUCCAGGCUCUGGCUCUUCCUUCAGAAAUACGAGGAGCUGAUGGUCCAUGCUCCCCCCAUAACGGAGCUGGUGGGCAUCCAGUGAGGACCUCGGGGGGCUGUUUCCCACAGGGACAUUCAGAGGGAUGGUUUGAGCAGGACCAACACCUCUGUGAAGUCGUGGUGUAGGAAACAUCCCUCCCUGAAAUCUUGCUUUUGGCUAGAAAAUGGUGCACAGUGCCACUGCAGGGGGAGAGCCAGGUGUUGCAACAACAGGGGCAGAAAAAUCAGGGUCCCCCCACAGUUAUUCCCAGGUUUAGUUUUUUCCACUCUGCUUUCACACUUGGGGAGAGGAAACCUCCCCCUUCCGUGGGGGAUGCAGCACCACAUCCAGGACAUCCCGGACUGAGAAGCACCAGGAUCUGUAGGACAGAGCUGCAGCUGUGUGGCUGGGGUGGCAGGGAAGGGGUGGAUGGUGGGGAGGGGGCUGUGUCACUGCUGUUUGUGCUUUGCCUGACUUUGGGAUUAAUCACACCCUUCUAGGAACAACGAUUUGGCAAAUUCAGCCUUAA
Messenger RNA from Catharus ustulatus (Swainson's thrush), 1832 nucleotides. RefSeq names its product fatty acid desaturase 6 (gene FADS6). Lineage: Eukaryota; Metazoa; Chordata; Aves; Passeriformes; Turdidae. Gene Ontology annotation, biological process: lipid metabolic process. The record is from RefSeq and is a predicted model, not a curated record. The coding region runs from base 35 to 1366 and encodes 443 amino acids. Gene Ontology annotation, molecular function: oxidoreductase activity, acting on paired donors, with oxidation of a pair of donors resulting in the reduction of molecular oxygen to two molecules of water. The transcript is spliced from 7 exons. Gene Ontology annotation, cellular component: membrane.